CUUGACUCUGGUUCCACUGGUACUCCAUCGUACAGGAGACCAGUCGAAGGAAAGACCAUGGUACGAUAGACCCAGGGUCUAAGACGUUAAGCAAUGAAAAGACAGGAAUGAUCUACAGACAGACUACUCCAUUGAUUAGCCUUACAGGGUUCAUCUCUAGUAUUCAAAUGCCUGUCAGUCAUUCUGUGAAAUGAAACGACGAUCAGAUGGUGGCUGCGUCAUCGCCUACCUGCACGCUUCUUUUUUUUCUUUGCUGACACCAUUUAACUCUGCCUCUCUCUCUCUCUCUCUCUUUCCCCCCCCCUGUCCCUUCUUUUCUCUUUUUACUAUCCCUCCACGUGUGUUCCAAAGACCCUGCGUUGUACAUGCAUUGAUCGGGUCUUACCUCCUCUCACCCGCAAUCUGACCAAGACUAACUCUGUCUCCUUUGUUCCCCAUCCCCGCAUUCAAGCAACCUGGCAAAAACACAAUGCUAUCCGUACAAAGACAUUUUGGUAAAUUGAUGAAAAGAUCCGCCGACGACACUCAGGUGGCCAUUCUCUUGAAAGAUUUCGAUGAAGCAAAUAAAUUAUUAGGCCGAAUUGUCGAUUCUACUAAAGCCUGGCGAGAUUCUUGGUCUUCUUUACUCAGUUACCAGGCGCGCAUUCUCAGUGAAUUAGAAGGAUUAUAUGCGCCCAUCAUUGGCUCCUCCGACUCCUCCACAACCGAAAAGGCCGUCCAAACGCCCCCGGAAACAUUGGCCCGCACCGCUAAUCUAGCUCAAGAAUAUGAAGAGCUACGGGGCGAACUCCUGCAGGAGCUCGAGGCCAUCAACGAACGUAUGAUUAAGCCCGCCACGCAGGCUAUGGACUACAUGAAGCCGUUGGAAAAGACAAUCAAAAAGCGGGAUGACCGAAAGUUAGAUUACGAGCGUUACCAAAGUCGCGUUGACAGCUACUCGAAAAAGACGAAGCGAUCGGACCGAGACAACGCAUCACUGACCAAGGCCGAAAGCGAUCUCGCAAGAGCAACAGAGGAAUACCAAGCUGCAGACGACCACCUCCGAAAAUGCCUACCACCAAUCAUAACGGCCGCAUUCUCACUGCUCCCCAGACUCCUAGCCGCGCAAAUCGAGAUCCAAAAUACCAUGCUAGCACACUACUACACAGUGGUCCAGAACUACUGCGAACAGGAGCACUUCCCCUCUCCCUCCCCACCAAUGGAACAAAUAAUCCAAGACUGGGAACAGGCCCUCCACCCCACACAACAAGAGGUUGAAUCCCUAGGCUGUAUCGCCAACGGAAAGGCAGUGCGUCUAUCCCCAGGAUCACCCGACGACCAACGGAACGGACUCAGCAGCCGUCUCCCAAACGGCCUCAACUUCCGUCGGCCCUCAAGCAGCAACGCCUCCACUGUCGGCCCUACAUCCACUUCUACUUCUGCACCAAGUCUCCAACCCCCAACCUCCUCAGGCCGCAGACUCUCUGCCCCAUCUGUGCACGACACAAAGCCAACCCCAGUAAUGGAAACCAAACCACGUCUUAACAGUCUCGCUUCAUCCCCAUCCUCAACUCUCACCGUCCCAACAACCCAUCUCUCCCCGCAAACCCCCGCUUCAGCCUCAGCUUCAUCCCCAGCCGAAUCCUACGCCUCGGCCCGAACAGACUACUUCAGUCGAAACCAGCAUCCCUCCGACAGCACAGCCACAUCGCCGGGAUAUAGUGUGCUUGCGGCCGCAAAGAAGAAGCCCCCGCCGCCACCUCCGAAACGGAUCGGUUCCAAUCAGGGGUUGUUCGUGACGGCUCUGUAUGAUUUCGGUGGGCAGAGUGCCGGCGAUCUUGCCUUUCGGGAGGGAGAUCGGAUUCGGGUUCUGAAGAAGACGGACAGUACGGAUGAUUGGUGGGAGGGAGAGCUUCGGGGGGUUAAGGGGAGUUUCCCGGCUAAUUAUGUGGAGUGAGAAUCUUUUUCUUUAAUUUAAUAUAUCCGGAAUUUACAACUAGAAUCUGAGGACCUGUGAAAUUGACGGCGAAAAUGACAGCCUCCGGCGCCAGAAACGGCUGCCUUUCCACCUGUAACUUUGGGGAUAAUUUAGCCUCCUUUUAGCUUGUCUUAGGCUUAAUUGCGGAUGGUUGUAUGCUCACUGUGCUGUCCAUUUUGGUCGAAAUUGCUCCCAAAUUGGCCGUUCACAUACUAAAAGAGAGUUGGGUGGCCAACUCACAGGGGA
Messenger RNA from Aspergillus pseudonomiae, 2203 nucleotides. RefSeq lists its product as uncharacterized. The transcript has 5 exons. Gene Ontology annotation, cellular component: Rvs161p-Rvs167p complex; medial cortex; mating projection tip. The coding region runs from base 470 to 1936 and encodes 488 amino acids. The record is from RefSeq and is a predicted model, not a curated record. Lineage: Eukaryota; Fungi; Ascomycota; Eurotiomycetes; Eurotiales; Aspergillaceae. Gene Ontology annotation, biological process: plasma membrane tubulation; endocytosis; actin cortical patch localization. Gene Ontology annotation, molecular function: lipid binding; protein binding.